Molecule: messenger RNA, 375 nt
Organism: Nerophis lumbriciformis (worm pipefish)
Lineage: Eukaryota; Metazoa; Chordata; Actinopteri; Syngnathiformes; Syngnathidae
Source: RefSeq, a predicted model, not a curated record
AUGGCAGAUGAAGAGGAUGAAACUGGCUUCGAGGAGGAGUUGGAUGAGAGCUGCAGUGGAGUGGACGUGUGCCACGGCCGGAGAAAGAGGCUCUUCUCCAAGGAGCUACGCUGUAUGAUGUACGGCUUCGGUGACGACCAGAACCCAUACACUGAAUCGGUGGAUAUCUUGGAAGAUCUGGUGAUUGAGUUCAUCACAGAAAUGACCCACAAAGCCAUGUCCAUCGGGCGCCAGGGUCGCGUUCAGGUGGAAGACAUCGUCUUCCUUAUUCGAAAGGAUCCCAGAAAAUUCGCCAGAGUCAAAGACCUGCUGACCAUGAAUGAGGAGCUCAAGAGGGCCCGCAAAGCUUUUGACGAAGCUAACUAUGGCUCAUAA